GCUGUAAUCAUCAAUAAACCUCCCGCUGAGAAGAUUUUCUUGGGGGGCGAUGGUUCACCCGCCAGGCCUCUUCUGGUGGCCCGGCCGAUUUACGGAGUUUGAUGAUGCGAUGCAAGAAAUUUCUUUGGCGAGUGUCCGUCAGUGAGUGGGGUUUGGUUUGGCAGGGCUGAUUUGGGCUUAGCUUCCGCUGUGGGUUCCUUCCGGUUGUUAUCAAUGAACGAACUCCAAUUUUAAGGACAAGGUCUUUGUUCGAAUGCUCUUUCACUGUAUUAUGGUGAAUGAAGCUUGGUGAUAACUGUCUUCACAAGGGCAGGACACAAGGAGACGGAGAAUGUUGUUCUCAUGCUUGUUUUACUACGGGAUCAGAUUUCGCAGACGGAGAGAAUAUAAGGAGGCAUCAUGAUGCCAAUCCACUUGCUUGAUCGCGUUCGUCACGAUAGGGAAACGAACCUCUCUUGUGCGGAUUCGCAUAUUUCUUACAUACAAGAUGUCGGAUUCUUUGGCGCAAGAGUGUGGAUUGAGUACUCACUCAAGUUUCCCAGAGGGUGUUUCGCAAUGGACGACCGGUGCAGGCCGGAAAAUCCCUCUGCAAACUGGCCUCUGGGAAGUGGUAGCAGAUUUCCUGAACAAGAACGACCUGAUUGCGUUUUCUGAAUCUCGUCACGGUGUCUACGACGCCGGGAAUCACAAGCGCUGUGCUGCUUGUCAGGACCAGAUCUUGACUCCACAGGAGGUAUACGACAAUCACGCGGCGGCCGCCGCUGAUGAAACCGCCCAACACACGGUCUUCGAUCUGCACUCUGUGGAAAGUCCUGCCUGGACAGUUGAGCGCGGCGCGGUAAGUGAAAAUGAGGUAGAUGACUAUGCUAACAAGCUUGCCAAUGCCGUGACCCUAAGUGGAUUGUCAAUCCUGUCACGGGCGGUUCUUCGGGGAAGAAAGGACGUGGUGAAUGUUCUUCUGAAGCAUCGCGCGGACCCUAGUUACGGAGGCGAAAAUGCUCACUUGAAGCCGUUAGACUAUAUCAAAUCCCCCUUCCGUGGACCUGACUCAGCAGGUGACCCAGCGGAGAUCAAGGCCGCCGUGGCGAUGGUGGAAACACUGCUCACUCGCGGGGCGACUUUCACCCAGAAGGGGCCAUGGGAUAUCAUUUUAUGGACUGGUCGUGUAGGCCUCAUCCACCAGGCGGUCCACAACGGAGUCGAUCUCUUCAGUCUGCGCUGGGAGAGCCAGAGUGUAAGUCUGAACCCGCUGAGCACUAUCCUCCACCACCCAGCCCUGCCCGAAGACAAAGUCAGCGACGAGGUCCUCCGGGGCAUUCUUGAGGCUGCGCCCCGGUUGAUGGAUAUCACCGACGGCGAGGGGCGCACCGUCAUUCACCAAGCCGUGCAAGCUCACUGGUGGCGUCUAGCGCAAUCCCUGCUCCGGUUCCCAUCAACGGCAUGGCCCAUUGCCAACGACGGGCAGAACGCGCUGACCAUCGCCAUCGCCAAUGGCCAGACGAGAUUGAUCGCGGGUCUUUUGGACCGUCCCGAGUACGAGAUAGACUUCAUGCACGACGUCGACGCCAUGCGCCUGUGGCGUCAGGUCAACAGCCCCGCUCGGGAUUCCUUUCCGCUCCUGGUGGCUGUCGCAAAGGCCGCCCAGUUCCCAAGGGCCUUGUAUACGCUGGCCACCCACCCCCGCGUGUGUAUCCCCGCAAGCAUGCCGAGUCGCCUCGAUGUCCGACGUCUGGCGCUGAAGCUGGGGAGAGAGGUAGGCCUCAGUUCGCGCCAAGUCGUUUUGAUCAAAGCUAUCCCGGAGCGGUGGGAUUAUGACGAGAGGGCAUCAUUCAAGAGGGUUGCGUAAAUCAUCUACUCCCAUUUAUCUAGCAAAACCAUUUUUAGAUAAUACAGUAC
This is a messenger RNA of Aspergillus uvarum CBS 121591, 1896 nucleotides long. RefSeq lists its product as uncharacterized. Lineage: Eukaryota; Fungi; Ascomycota; Eurotiomycetes; Eurotiales; Aspergillaceae. Bases 488 to 1846 code for a protein of 452 amino acids. The transcript has a single exon. The record is from RefSeq and is a predicted model, not a curated record. Gene Ontology annotation, molecular function: protein binding.